UGAUGGUGAAAUAAAUCUGUAGAGUAGGACGCUGCCACAGUCACGAAUCGCCAAUAGAAAAUGAAUUAUGGCGUAUCCGAGGCUUCGUCAUUACAGGACGAUGACGGCCAUAUGUUUCGUGUGCAACCUGCCGAUUCUCAGCCACCAGGUGGGUCUGGUGUGGCAGGGCGGCAACGGUUGGGACGACAUACUGCGCGAGCAGAUGGAGGAGACGACGAUCAAACAACGGCUGGGYGGUCGUCGGGACUCGGCCGCGCAGAUCACCACCGAGUCGCCGCCGACGGAGACCGCGGAGACGUCACCACCGGUCAGCCGGCGCCGGAGGCGCAGCUCGCUUGCCCAGCUCACCGACAUAUUGCGCGAGUGGAGCGGUACCGGCAUGGGUGGAGGUGGCGUUGGAGGUGGAAGUGGAUCGGGCGGUGGAGGCGGUGGAGGUGGUGGAGGCGGCGGCGGUGGAGGAGGUAAGUCGGGUAGCCGGCCAAAGGGCAUCACCAGGCGCGAGACACUGGCCGACAUCGCCAAGACGCUUCCGUUUGGUCGGUCCAACACGAUCACGUCGUCCCGAAAGCGGCGCGAGUCAUCCGUUGAUUCAGGUGUCAAAUCGUCGUCCAGCAAAGGUGGACGUCGAGACUCYAAGACCGACUUCCGAGCUGACAUUGCCAAACUGCUCAACAACCGCCGUGACUCCAUCAUAACACCCAGCAGCAUUUCGCAGCAACCAAGGCGCAGAGGAUCUGGAGACAUCGGUCAUUCAGACGGCGAUGGCGGACGUCGYGGGUCUAGGGAUGACAGCCGUGCGUUCCGACAGCACCGCACGUGUCACAAGCGCAGGGACUCCCAGGCAAUCGUUGUGCCGGGUCAGUCCACGUCUUCCAAUGGGUCGACAGGUGGCCACGGCGGUGGGGAUGGUCCUAUAAAGACGGUGGACGACCAGACCAUGACGCCACCGACGAUGGUCAUCAGCAGCGUUACGCCUCCUCCCACUUCGCCACGCGCACCUCUAUCACCCACUCACCACCACGCACCGUCGUCUUCUGUCUCGUCCGGCACCACGUCCAUCUCCAAUGCCGCUAACUCCACCUCCAUCACCGCCACUUCCAACACUUCUAUGGUGAACACGCAGCACAGCGUGUCAUGCGGUUACACUCCACCAGUGUCGGGGCCCAGCUCACCAGUGUCUGCGGUGCCAUCGACGCAGAUGUACGCCAGCAACGUGACGCACGCGCCGCCCGUGUCCCGAAGAGACUCCACCACACAAGUGUAUUCCUCGAGAGCACGCCGGAAUUCCAAACCUCACGUGUCACCCGAACGAAGGCAUAGUAAGGACGGAAUAUCAGUUGGGAACAAGUUACCCAGAUUGCAGCGUCAAUCGACAGCCAUCGACGAGACUUGCAUGCCUUCGAGCCAGCUGUGUGGCCGCCGGAGCUCGCAACCUACGCUGUCCGCGGAUCAGGACUUUACAGACCGGAAGACCAGGCGCGACUCGCUGUCACCCGACUCUGCGCACUACGCCCGUCGCAGAGACUCCAGAGUUAGCGGUGGUCUGUCUCCGGACAGACAGGGCAGGGAUGUAUCUCCAGGCAGACAAAGGCGACGUAGAAACUAUAGACGCCAGAGCACCACGAUGGGUGGUUAUAACGUACGCAGCUGCCAGUCUUCCAGGUCACCAGAUUCGUCGUCAUCAUGCUCGUCCAGAGAACCUUCGCCUGCUGGCAGGGCCGUGGCGCCUGCGACUUCUCAACGGACGCCGAUCAUCCGGAGACAGUCCACAACCGAAGAGAUAUUGAUUGCGAGGGGCUUCCGGCGACAAGUGCGUGUUUCCGGCCAUUGUAGACUUACAUGA
Molecule: messenger RNA, 1843 nt
Organism: Diuraphis noxia (Russian wheat aphid)
Lineage: Eukaryota; Metazoa; Arthropoda; Insecta; Hemiptera; Aphididae
Gene: rsh
Product: Rap GTPase activating protein radish
Biological process (GO): regulation of small GTPase mediated signal transduction
Cellular component (GO): cytoplasm
Molecular function (GO): GTPase activator activity; protein binding
Source: RefSeq, a predicted model, not a curated record